Messenger RNA from Drosophila novamexicana, 1933 nucleotides. Its product is annotated as protein enhancer of sevenless 2B. Gene Ontology annotation, molecular function: protein binding. Lineage: Eukaryota; Metazoa; Arthropoda; Insecta; Diptera; Drosophilidae. The transcript is spliced from 5 exons. The coding region runs from base 307 to 942 and encodes 211 amino acids. The record is from RefSeq and is a predicted model, not a curated record.
UUGUACUAAUUUGGAGACGUGCAAUCGAAUAUAUGAGUUAUUGUUUAUAUAAUAAGUUUCGUUGUGUUGAUUUUAAAUGCAGAUGUGAAUAUAAACGAGUAAAUCAUAGCAUUUUUCAUAAAAAUAGCUAAGAGAGUAAGCACCCAACAACAAUUGCAUAUAUGCAUGGGAGUAUAUAUAUAUAUGUAUGUAUGUGUAAGCAACAAGGCUGAUUAAGAAAAGUAAAUCAACUAAAAGUUCAAGUUAAAAGUUAAACAAAUUGUACUUAGAAGCGCAACAAUUUAAAAACAAACCACCCUCUACAAAAUGGAAGCAAUUGCCAAACAUGAUUUCUCUGCUACUGCCGAUGAUGAACUUAGUUUCCGUAAAACUCAAAUUCUAAAGAUAUUAAAUAUGGAGGACGACUCAAAUUGGUACCGCGCCGAGUUGGAUGGGAAAGAAGGGCUUAUACCCAGUAAUUAUAUAGAAAUGAAAAAUCACGACUGGUACUAUGGACGCAUAACACGUGCCGAUGCGGAGAAGCUGCUGUCAAAUAAACAUGAAGGCGCCUUUUUGAUACGCAUCAGCGAAUCUAGUCCCGGCGAUUUCUCCUUAUCCGUCAAAUGUCCUGAUGGGGUCCAGCAUUUUAAAGUACUACGGGACGCACAGAGCAAAUUUUUUCUCUGGGUUGUCAAGUUCAAUUCCCUCAACGAAUUGGUCGAAUAUCAUCGAACGGCGAGCGUAUCGCGAUCACAGGACGUAAAAUUACGUGAUAUGAUACCUGAAGAGAUGCUCGUUCAGGCGCUAUACGAUUUUGUGCCACAGGAAUCUGGUGAAUUGGACUUUAGACGCGGAGAUGUCAUCACCGUUACAGAUCGUUCUGAUGAGAAUUGGUGGAACGGCGAGAUCGGCAAUAGGAAAGGCAUUUUUCCAGCAACCUAUGUGACGCCAUAUCAUUCAUAAUAUUGUUCACCCCAACACACACAUACAUAAGCAUAAAACAUAAUUCACACCCUAUACUAUGAAAUACCAAUUUUAAAUACAUAUUAUUAUAUGUACUGUUCAAUAAUACGACAUGAGCAUUGCAUAUAGAAACAUAUUGUAUAAACUGUAAGCAUAACAGCCGAAUGCAUUUUUUACGUCAUUGACAAGCAGUUUGCAGCCAUAUUCUAAAUUAAUGCAAUAUUACAAGAAAAGAAAAAUUCAACUGACAACUAAAUCCUCUUGUAUGGUGAAUAUAUUAUACAUCGCACUAUAUUAUUAAUGUAACAAUUUUUGAUAUAUAUACAAAUAUAUAUAUAUAUAUAUAUAUUUUUAUUUAAGUCCAAUCACAUGUAGCUUUCCACGUACACCACUCUAAAUGUGCUAUUUAUUUUGUGUGCGUGUAUGUGUGUGAGAAAGAGAAAAUUUUAUGAUAAUUAACUAUAUUAUAAAAAAAAUUACCAAUAACAACUCUACACAAACUACCGCUUAUUCGACAAAAAUAUUUAAUAAUAAAACUAUGACAACAACUUUUGCCUAAAUGUCUCAAAGCGAAGACAAAUAAAAUUAUUAUCCUAAUUAACAGUCAAGUAUAAUAUAUUUACAUAUAUGUAAUAUAUAAAUAUAUAUAUUUAACAGUCGAUGCGAUGUUAAGCAUACAUUUAUACUGAGUUUCAAUUGUACGAUGCGCCUAUAAUCAAAUUAUGUAAAAUUUGUUUUCUCAUAUAAGAUUUUUGUGUGAUUGACAUUCAGUUGCUGGCAUUUUAUAAACUUUUGCAACCUUUCGAAAAAAUAUUACUUAUUUGCUAUUGAUAUACAUUGCGUUUUAAAUGAAAACAUACUAUUAUAUAUUAAUUUUUGUUUUGCAUAAGCGCCUUUUGUUGUCAUAAUAAUUCACCGACAAGUAGUUGCACACUUCUAACAUUACGUACAUUAUGCAUUACAAUAAAUACGAAGUUGCCAAUAUCAGUAA